Mauremys mutica (yellowpond turtle) is the source of this 2161-nucleotide messenger RNA. RefSeq names its product PAK1 interacting protein 1 (gene PAK1IP1). The transcript has 10 exons. Gene Ontology annotation, molecular function: protein binding. Lineage: Eukaryota; Metazoa; Chordata; Testudines; Geoemydidae. The coding region runs from base 206 to 1288 and encodes 360 amino acids. The record is from RefSeq and is a predicted model, not a curated record.
CACGACGUCGCCAUAAGGAGCAGGACGGGUCCUACUUCCGCCCCCGCCCGGGACCUCACGCGGAGGCUGCCCCUAGCAACGCCUGUUUCCCCAACCCCAGGGCCCUACCGCGCACUCCUGUCCGACUCCGGGUCUCCAAGGGCUGCACCCUGGCUAGGAAACCCGAGGGGUGGGCCGCGGGCUCGGGGGUGUCCGGGCCUUGUCAAUGCCGGCUCAGGCAGUGCCUGGCCAGCCUGUGCGACGGAACUGGACGCCUAUCCCUGACUUUACCCAUCAUGCUCACACUGCCUCAUUAUCAGCAGUAGCUGUGAAUAACAGAUAUGUAGUCACUGGUAGCAGAGAUGAAACAAUCCAAAUAUAUGACAUGAAAAAGAAGAUAGAACAUGGGGCAUUGCUGCAUCAUAAUGGCACAAUAACUUGCCUGGAGUUCUAUGGGAAUGCACACUUACUGAGUGGAGCAGAAGAUGGAUUAAUUUGUAUUUGGGACACAAAGAGAUGGGAAUGUCUGAAAUCCAUUAAAGCACAUAAGGGGCAUGUGACAUCUCUUUCUAUUCAUCCUUCUGGAAAAUUAGCUUUGUCAGUAGGAACAGACAAAACAUUAAGAACAUGGAAUCUUGUAGAAGGACGAUCUGCCUUCAUCAAAAAUCUGAAGCAAAAUGCACACAUAGUUAAAUGGUCCCCCAGUGGAGAGAAGUAUGUGGUGGUCAUAACUAAUAAAGUGGAUGUCUACAAACUUGAAACAGCUUCUGUCAGUGGUGCCAUCACAACUGAGAAGAGAAUUUCUUCAGUUAGAUUUAUAACAGAUUCUGUUCUUGCUAUUGCCGGAGAUGAUGAAGUUAUAAGACUGUACAAUUGUGACUCACAAAAGUGCCUUUGUGAAUUUAAAGCUCAUGAAAACAGAAUAAAAGACAUCUACAGUUUUGAAAAGGAAGGACUACAGGUUAUCGUUACUGCAUCCAGUGAUGGAUACAUUAAAUUGUGGAGUCUUGAACUCGAUAAGAUCCAGGAUAGACCAUCUUUGCUAUGUGAAGUAAAUACCAAAGCCAGGCUUACAUGUCUAGCAGUAUGGCUAGACAGAACUUCAGAAACCAAAGAGAACCCUGACAAUGCUACAACCUCUUCUUAUGUAAAUGAAGAUGAACAGCCAUUGAUAACUAGGAAAAAGAAAGUUUGUUGGACUGAUAAUAGUGAUAAAUCAGCAAAGGAAGAUAGGCAAGUGAUGCCCAAGAAAAAAAAAUCAGAAGGUGCACAGCAAAAGAAGAAAACGAAACUACAGAACUCAAAAUGAAUGUAACUUCUCUACCAUUCAAAUAAUAAGCUGAUAUUAGUAAAUUUUGGUAUCACUGUAACUAUUUUUUACACCUAUCACUUCUACUCAAGGCAUUUUUUGUCUCCUCAACAGGGCACGUAUCUCUGAAACUAUCUUAAUUUGGGGAAUAGAAAAGUUUUCUACAUUGAUAAAUGACCAUUCAGAAUUUUGGAAGGUGGCAAAUCUGAUGGUACUAACUUCUCUUGAAAUAUACCAUUCAGAAGUAAACACAUAAUGUAGUAUAUCUAAUAUAUAUUUUAAUUAUCUCAAGUAUAUUAUAAAAAUUAUCUUUGAGCAGUUCUGAAAUUCAGUUUAAAACUACAAAAAUUGCCGCAGUUCUGUGUUAAUAUACUUGGAUUUUCUGGUUUUAAUCAUUAAAACUUGGAAAUAGGUUUCAGUGAAAUAUACAAUGAAAAUGUCUGCAGUUAACCAAUUCUACAAUGUUAAAUUGUUUGCAACAGGACUGGCAGCCCAUAAAGAUCUUCCACAGUGUUUGGGCACUUGUAUCUAGGAGGACUUAAUUUUGGAGGGGGCCAGUUUUUUAUAUAAUUCAGGGUAAACUGUGUUUUAAAUAUACCUAGUAGGCUGGAUUUUUUUAAUAAAAAAAUGUGCCUGCCUUUAUCACUUUAACGGUUAUUUUUAGACAAUCUUAAUAUAUACUCCAUGAUGUCAGAAAAAUAGAACUACCAAAAAUAUCCUUCAUAUAUUCACAAAAAGAAAACUUGUGUUUAACCCUUGAGACAGCAAUGAAAAAAGGUUGUAAAAGCAAACAGUAUAUUUUUUUGCCUUCUAAUAUUUCAAGUCUUUAAUUUUAAAAAGACCUGUCUGUGUCCAUAAAUUCAACCCUGUUUA